Acanthosepion pharaonis is the source of this 1410-nucleotide messenger RNA. Lineage: Eukaryota; Metazoa; Mollusca; Cephalopoda; Sepiida; Sepiidae. The record is from the annotation of a GenBank genome assembly.
AUGACGGAUGCUGAGUACCUUGAAUUUGAAAGACAGAUAGCUGAAAACAGAGCCGCCGAUGAGCGAAGACGUGGUAGAUCUCCAGCUGGCCCUCCAGGUCAAGCUGGGCCUCAACAACAAGGUCCAGUACCUGGAGGGAGAUCAAGAAGGUCCAGAUCUCGGAGUCCUCGAAAUAGGGCACGUAGUAAAGAAAGGAGAAGAUCACGAUCUAGGUCUCCAGACAGGAGAAAAAGAAGGUCCAGGAGUCGUUCUCCAAGAGAUGCUCGUAUAUCCUUUUCUAGGAGGAGGAGAAAGCCUUAUAAAUAUUGGGAUGUACCCCCUCCAGGUUUUGAGCAUAUAACCCCAAUGCAAUAUAAAGCUAUGCAAGCCGCAGGACAAAUUCCACAAACUAUCACUGUUCCCAAUGCUGCAUUAACAUUAGACACUUCUGUUCCAUUUGCUGGAAGUGCUAUUAGCCGGCAGGCUCGACGAUUGUAUGUUGGAAACAUUCCCUUCGGGGUUACUGAAGAAGCAAUGAUGGAUUUUUUCAAUCACCAAAUGAAAGUGACUGGAUUGGCCCAAGCUGAAGGAAAUCCAGUUAUUGCUGUGCAAAUAAAUUUGGAUAAAAACUUUGCAUUUUUAGAGUUCCGUUCCGUAGAUGAAACUACCCAAGCCAUGGCUUUUGAUGGAAUCAACUUCCAGGGACAGUCAUUGAAAAUUCGCCGGCCACGAGAUUACCAACCGCUCCCAGGAAUGGCAGAAACCCCUUCAGUUGCUGUUCCAGGUGUUGUGUCUACAGUUGUUCAAGAUUCUCCACAUAAAAUUUUCAUUGGUGGAUUGCCCAACUACCUAAAUGAAGACCAGGUGAAAGAAUUGUUGACGUCAUUUGGCCCAUUAAAGGCAUUUAAUUUGGUCAAAGACAGUGCUACAGGUUUAUCAAAAGGAUAUGCCUUUUGUGAAUAUGUAGAUGUGACUAUUACUGAUCAGGCCUGUGCAGGAUUAAAUGGUAUGCAGCUUGGAGAUAAAAAGUUAAUUGUACAGAGAGCAAGCGUUGGUGCAAAGAAUGCUCAGAAUCCUGUUCAGCUCCAGAUCCCAGGCUUGAACUUAAACCAAGGUGCUGGGCCACCAACUGAAGUUUUAUGCCUCAUGAACAUGGUAACACCUGAUGAGUUAGAAGAUGAAGAAGAAUAUGAAGAUAUUGUUGAAGAUGUCAAAGAAGAAUGUGGCAAAUAUGGUAUGGUGCAUAGUCUUGAGAUCCCACGUCCAAUCAAAGGUGUUGAUGUGCCAGGAUGUGGAAAGAUCUUUGUGGAAUUUAAUUCAGUUAUAGAUUGUCAGAAGGCUCAACAAGCAUUAACAGGAAGGAAAUUUUCAAACAGAGUUGUAGUAACCUCCUAUUAUGAUCCAGAUAAAUAUCAUCGGAGAGAAUUUUAA